This is a messenger RNA of Pelecanus crispus (Dalmatian pelican), 1884 nucleotides long. It is a transcript of the gene MCOLN2, whose product is annotated as mucolipin TRP cation channel 2. NCBI's taxonomy places the organism in Eukaryota, Metazoa, Chordata, Aves, Pelecaniformes, Pelecanidae. The record is from RefSeq and is a predicted model, not a curated record. Gene Ontology annotation, molecular function: NAADP-sensitive calcium-release channel activity. Gene Ontology annotation, cellular component: membrane.
AGAAAUAUGAUGGCUCAGUCAGAUUUAGAUGGAAAAGAGAUGGCUCUGAAAGAGGAUUUGAAGUUUUACUUCAUGAACCCAUGUGAAAAAUACAGAGCAAGACGCCAAAUACCAUGGAAACUGGCUUUGCAGAUCUUGAAGAUACUUAUGGUUACUACACAGCUUAUUUUUUUUGGUUUGAGUAACCAGUUGGUGGUCUCAUUCAAAGAGGAAAACACUAUUGCUUUUAAACACCUAUUCCUGAAAGGCUAUUCUGGAGUUGAUGAAGAUGACUACAGCUGCAGUAUAUAUACACAGCAGGAUGCUUAUGAUAGCAUUUUUUAUGUUAUUAAUCAGUACAAGGAAUUAAAGAACAUAUCCCUGGGGACGCUUGGCUAUGAACAUGAAGGAUCAGGUUUAAAAAUCUGUAAGCACCAGUACAAGAAAGGCACGAUGCUUCCUUCCAACGAUACACUGAACAUAGAUGUUUCUACUGAAACAGAAUGUAUCUUUUUUAAGCCACAGGAGCUAGCUGGUAAGAAGGCUGAACUGAAGUUGAACUCCUCUUUUUUCAAUCUUGAAUUUUACAGGCUUAUACAGGUUGAAAUCUCUUUCAAGCUGAAGGGCAUUGCUCUACAGACGAUCCAUGCUCGUGAAUUGCCUGACUGCUAUGCGUUUCAAAAUACUAUAACUUUCAAUAACAGAGCCCACAGUGGAAAAAUCAAAAUCUAUUUUGAUAGUGACACUGAUAUUGAAGAAUGUAAAGACUGGCACGUAUUUGGCUCUGUUCUCCAGAAAAACACUCAGUAUAUUCUAGUCUUUGAUGGAUUUGUCAUUUUAAGUUGCUUUGCUUCUCUUGUCCUCUGCACACGAUCCAUUGUUCUUGCCCUGAGACUACAAAAAAGAUUUGUGAACUUCUUCCUGGAGAAAUAUAAGCGUCAUGUCUGUCAUGCUGAUCGCCUGGAGUUCAUAAAUGGAUGGUAUGUCCUGGUAAUUAUCAGUGAUGUGAUGACAAUCAUUGGGUCAAUCCUAAAAAUGGAAAUAAAAGCCAAGACCCUCACAAGUUAUGACGUCUGCAGCAUUUUACUUGGAACGUCAACUUUGUUUGUCUGGGUUGGAGUCAUCAGAUACCUGGGAUAUUUUCAAACCUACAAUGUGCUCAUUUUAACUAUGCAGGCGUCAUUGCCCAAAGUGCUAAGGUUUUGUUGUUGUGCUGGGAUGAUUUAUCUUGGCUAUACUUUCUGUGGUUGGAUUGUCCUGGGACCUUACCACGAAAAGUUUGAAGAUCUGAACACGGUGGCUGAGUGUCUGUUUUCUUUGGUCAAUGGUGAUGAUAUGUUUGCAACAUUUGCUCAAAUCCAGCAGAAGAGCAUGCUGGUGUGGGUGUUCAGUCGGUUAUAUCUGUACUCCUUCAUUAGCCUGUUUAUAUACAUGAUCCUCAGCCUUUUUAUUGCACUCAUUACCGACUCCUAUGACACCAUAAAGAAAUACCAACAAGGUGGGUUUCCAGUAACAGAUCUACAUGAAUUUCUGAAAGACCAUGGCAGUGUUGGUUACAGAAAAGAACAGACUUCCAUGCCGUUCAUCUGCUGCUGUAGGAGACAACAGAGUGAUGACAACUUGAUACUUAUUAAUUGAUGAUUACAUAUUGAAAUUCACCACUAAAAUAUGCAAAGAAAGCAUAGUUGUAUGGAGAAGAAUAACUCUCCAAAUUGCCAUGAAACCCACUAUCUGGACCUGCCUCGUUCUGAACAGACUAAUCUUACCUAAUUAAGGUGUUGGGGGAAGAAGAGCUGCUAAUGUGACCUCAGCUGGCUGACCAGGAGGAGAGCCCAGAAGCUGCACCUGGAGGAGAGCUAUCAAGAACUUUGUAUUCUUGCCCCAAGUUCUCUCACGUUAAAGAAG